UUUAGUACUGUGAGGGGGGAGUAGGGGAGUUAUGAUGGGAAGAUGAGAUCGGGUGGGACAGGAUUCAUAGAGUUGCAGAUGGAGCAAGAAUCCCACAAAUGCUGGCCGUAGGAUCAGAAUAUGGCGAAUUGCACUCUCUUGAGUACACGUGGCAUCCAUCUUUCUGUUUCAUCUCCUCUAUUCUAUAGAGUCUUUGCUUCCUUGCAUGGAAUUCUCCUCCAACUCCAGCACCCAAACAACAACACAUUCCACACAGAGAUAGAGAGAGGGAGAGAGAGAGAGCGAGCGAACAAAAGAGGGGAAGAAGAUCGUGGUUGCUUCUGUUUGCUUAUUUCCAUCUACUUAGCUCCUUCGUCAUGCCCAUCAUCAGCCACCCGUCUCUUCAGAGCUUUGAUUUUUCUCGUGGAAUUAGUCAAAAUUUGAGCAUUCCAGGCAGAGUGGGAUUAGCAAUGGAGUUCCAAGUCCUGAUUUGGCCACGAUCUUGAGCUUCCAGGAACUGUCAAAUCUGACCCACUUCGAUUAAUUCUCUUCUGAUCAAUCUCAAUUAGCCAAGGCCAAGGAGCUUCGUGAUCUGUGUUGGGUUACCAGAUUUGAGCUUCCCAAGUUUGAUUCUGUCACUUUCUGAUCUGGGCCCGUUUGGGGUUUCUUUGCUUAUUCACCAUUUGGAUCAACAAAUGUAGCUUCUUUAGCUGAUUUGAGCUCGCCCAUAAUCCACUGAUCUCGCUUUCUCUAUUGGGUUCCCAUCCUUUUCGGGUGAUCAGCCAAACAAAUCAAUGGAAGAAGAUCAAGAAUUAGGGUUUGCGUGCAGGUUUUGCAGCAAGAGGUUUCCAUGUGGAAAGUCCCUGGGGGGCCAUAUUAGGUCUCAUAUGACUGGAAAUUCAUCUGAAUCGGAUGAAAAACUUGAGCGUAAUGUGACAAAGGUUUCAUCUCAAAAUUGUGAAGAUUCAAAGUAUUCUGCGUAUUGCCUCAGAGGGAACCCUAAGAAAACAUGGAGGUUUGUGAAUUCAAAAGCAGCAGCUUCACAGAAAGAGCAGGUAUGCAAGCAAUGUGGCAAAGGAUUUCAGUCAGUGAAGGCUCUGUGUGGCCACAUGGCUUGCCACUCAGAGAAAGACAGGGUUUUGAAGGAUGACUAUGAUUGUUCAUGGACUACUGAGAAUCACAAGCUGGUGAUGGAUAGUCACUCUGACACAGAGGCUGAGGCUCCGAGGCGGCCGCAGCGGCCGAAGAGGGCUGCAGCAAGUAUGAGGUACAAGAGAGCUGUGGUUACUAAAUCUUCUUUGGCAAAUGGUUCUUCAUCUGUUUCUGAUAUUGAUCAUGAACAGGAAGAGGUAGCUAUGUGGUUAAUGAUGUUGUCUAGAGAUUCUGGGAAGUGGGUUGGUGUGAAUUCGGUUGCAGAGUCUUCAGAUAACAAUUCUGUGGUUUUAGAGACUAAAUCAUAUUCUAGUGAGAUGAGGAUUGGGAGAGACCGAUCAAGUUUCAAUUGUGUCUAUGAUGGUGUUGGGACUGUGGGAAAUAAGAAUUUAGUUAAAGGGAAGUUGAAAUCUAGUGGAUUGGAUGUUGAGACUGUUAAUUCUGAGAAUUCUGAUUCUAGGUAUUUCAUGGACGAACCUAAGAAGGUGGAUUCAGGUGUUUCUGUGGCUAUCUUUCCGAUAAAUGACAAGUUUAAGAAGAAGAAAGUGAAUUGUGGAUCCAGAUUUGAGGUGUCUGUCUCUGACAUGGAACAGCACUUCAGCAAUGUCAAAUGUAUGGGAGCUAGAUUGAAGAAACAUUUCUACAUGGAAAAACCACAUGGUGAAAGUGUAAUUGCUUCAAAUUCGACGAAGAAUAACCCAAGAAAGAGGACCGCGAACGGUUUCUAUGGUCCUGAUUUCAGAGGGAAAUCUUGCAAGAAGCUGUUGCAGGGCUAUUCCGAGGCUGCAGGGGGAAACGAAUGCGAAUCUGGUAGGGAAAAGAAGGAAACUGUUGAGGGCUUGUCUUCCAAUGGUGAGAGAAGAUCGAAGCAGGCAAGAAACAGAAAACACGAAUGCCCAAUUUGCCACAAGAUCUACAAAUCAGGCCAAGCUUUAGGUGGGCACAAAAGGUCUCAUUUUCUUGGAGGUUCUAAGGAGAAAUUCGAUCAAACCCCAGUAGUCAAGCAAGAACUUGUUUCUGAUCUACUCGAUCUUAAUCUUCCUGCUCCGGUAGACGACAACUCAAAUGGGAACUCCCAGUUCAAUCCAUGGUAGCUUAGCAGGAGCACUUAUCAAGCCUAGCUAAUCUCUGAAUCAUGACGUAUGGUUCUUGUGAUGAUCUGAUUCGAAAAGUUUUAGCUUCAAUUAUCUGUGUUUUUUUUCCCCUUUGAAGCAUUGAUAUGAUUUCGUGUUUGUUCAACUUAAGUGCACUUCCCCCAUUGUUUUUCCUGCUCAAUUUUGGCCAUUUUAGUCGUAAUCAAGAGAGCUUGGAAGUUGGAAAAUUUGAAAGCAACUUCAAGAAACAGUAACUCUUUAUGAUGAACUUUUAACUCUUUGCAUUAGCUUCUAAAUGAUGUCAAAUUUGACAAACUCGAAGCAAUUUCACUGCUGGCUUUCUGCUUUUCUGCCAAAGGAAAGUGGCCAUGGCUUUAGUGGGAGAAAUGGAAAGACUUGUGUGGAUAGUGGUAGAUGCUUUGCUCAAACUAUAUGCCAAAGCAUUUUUCUUUUUCAAUUUCUGUUUUUUUUUUUUUUUUUUUUUGUUGGUUUGUUUGUUUGAACAUACCCUUCUGUCUGUUUUAUAUUAGACAGUCUUGGGUUGGCCGCCAAGACUUCUUCUUCUUCCUUGAAGUUGCUUGCAGACUCAUAUUGUUGCAGAAAAGCCACCAAUUGGUUGUAAUGACAAGCUCUUUCUUUAUUGCA
Messenger RNA from Diospyros lotus (date-plum), 2870 nucleotides. RefSeq lists its product as uncharacterized. The coding region runs from base 774 to 2225 and encodes 483 amino acids. The record is from RefSeq and is a predicted model, not a curated record. The transcript has a single exon. Lineage: Eukaryota; Viridiplantae; Streptophyta; Magnoliopsida; Ericales; Ebenaceae.